GAAGACAGGCGUCAUUCCCUGGAACCUAGGGACUUCCUCUCUCUGCUUGUCUGGGUCAACUUGUCUGUCCAUUGCUGGCCCAUCUCUCUCUGGCCCCCUCUCUCACCCUCAGCAGCUGUCUCUCACAGGCCCGCUGCCCUGCCUUUUCUUUGCCUCCUGCUCCGCCUGCCUGGGUGGCCGCCAUGGGUCGGAAGCGGUUCAUCACUGACUCCUACCCUGUUGUGAAGAAGAGGGAGGGGCCCCCUGGGCACAGCAAGGGGGAGCUGGCACCCGAGAUAGGGGAAGACACCCAGUCCCUCAGCCAGGAGGAAACAGAGCUGGAGCUGCUGAGGCAAUUUGACCUGGCCUGGCAAUAUGGGCCUUGCACAGGUAUCACAAGGCUGCAGCGCUGGCAUCGGGCAGAGCAGAUGGGCUUGAAGCCUCCCCUAGAGGUACACCAAGUGUUGAAGACACACCCUGAAGACCCUCGCUUCCAGUGCAGAUGGAGCAGCAGAGCAGCUUAAUUACACAGUGUGCACAAUCAAGAGUGGUGCCUAGGACAGGAUGUGAUGCACGGGAAGGAGGUGAUUGUUAAGGUCAGCUGGGAGGACAGGAUGCUCUAGGUAAAUGACUGUGACCAUGCAAGAGAGGUAGGUAUAGGGAAAGGACGUCUUGAGGGUGGGGAUGCUGGAGGAGCAGAUGCUCGUUGAGAGCCUGGCAGUGCUGGGUAGCAUGGCAUGUUUGUUAAGUGCUUAUCCUGCCAACUGCUGUGCUGAGGACUGCAUGCGUGUUAUUAGCUGAAACCUGAGAACAUUAAUUAUUGUCUGUGCUUUACAGAUAAAGAAACUGAGGCUGAGAGGGAAAAUGCUCUGCACAGCCAGCAAACAGCAAAGCCAGCCUUCACAGCUGCCCCACCAGGCUAGCCAAACACCUGCACUCCAGAUGUUUAGGAUGGACUUGAUGAGAUAAGGCCUACAUAUGGGGAAAGUUAAAAAAAAAAACCUCAUGUAAUACAAGUGCUGCCCCCAGGCAACCUAGGAAUCUAGAGACACAGAGGUGCCCGGUUCUCAGGAAGCAGAGAGCAUCUGGGGCAGGGGUGUACAGAAACCAUUCUGCAGAAGCCUCCCCCUGCUGCACUGAAGUCAUCCUGCUGACCCUCAUUUGUACCAAGCCUUUGGGUUCACAGUGUUCCUUCUUCUUAGACCUUCCACUACAGAAUUAAUUCAGUCUCUGAGUAUUCUCAGUAGUUUUAUGUUUGGUCUUUUUAAAAUCUGCCAAUUUUACAUUUGACUCCAGACUCUAUCGAUGUGUUGGAAGUAGCUGUUCUAACAUGAAAAUAAAACCCUUCAGGAAGA
Molecule: messenger RNA, 1334 nt
Organism: Grammomys surdaster
Lineage: Eukaryota; Metazoa; Chordata; Mammalia; Rodentia; Muridae
Gene: Pold4
Product: DNA polymerase delta 4, accessory subunit
Exons: 4
Coding region: 183-503 (106 amino acids)
Biological process (GO): DNA synthesis involved in DNA repair; DNA-templated DNA replication
Cellular component (GO): delta DNA polymerase complex
Molecular function (GO): DNA-directed DNA polymerase activity
Source: RefSeq, a predicted model, not a curated record